Messenger RNA from Suillus clintonianus, 903 nucleotides. Its product is annotated as Gti1/Pac2 family-domain-containing protein. Gene Ontology annotation, molecular function: DNA binding. The transcript has 6 exons. NCBI's taxonomy places the organism in Eukaryota, Fungi, Basidiomycota, Agaricomycetes, Boletales, Suillaceae. The record is from RefSeq and is a predicted model, not a curated record. Bases 1 to 903 code for a protein of 300 amino acids.
AUGCAGCAACCUUCCCUUCAAAAUGUUCGUAUACGUUCAACAAGGGAUGCCCUUCACAUAUUCCAUGCUGUUGCAAGGAACGCCCUCCCCCUUACAACACGCCGAUUGGACGCUGAGGAAAGAAGGGCUAUCUCCCCCGGAAACGUUUAUGUUUGGGAGGAACGCAGUGCAAAUUCUGAGGCUACAGGUCUUGGCAUGGAACGAUGGACGGAUGGCAUGGGUUGGGGACCGAGUAGAGUCCGCGAUGAAUUUCUCUUCUAUCAACAGAAAGAAUGCGAUGUGAACGAUGAUCCAGGUAGUUCCGGCACCCCCUGGGCACAAAUGAUUAGCAUGUACCCUUCUUCGCGUGCACGUGCUACGGGCGACUCUGAACGCUUGAUAAAGCAAACUUACAGUGUGCGUGUCUCGUUACCUGAUGAUCGCGCACGAGGUAUCACUAGGAAGUGGCACUUAACUGCCUACUUCAGCCAACAGAAGCUUGAUCGGCUUAACACAAUCGAUAAUAUACCAGGGGUCGGGGAUGUCCCGGUUCCAGACGGAUGGUUCCGAAGUGCUCGUAGAGAUGCUAAGACAAGACGAGAUGAUGAUCUACCAAAAUCUGUCGUCGCAAAGCAACUCCCACAGUUUCCCAUGGAGGGCAUACUACCCAACAUUAAUCCGGCACAAUCCGGACCUGCUACCCCAAGCCCACGCAUAAGCCCUUCCCACCUCUCCGAACAGCUAGUGCCCCUCGAAUACCUGCAAGGGCUUGCAUAUCCGAGACGCGAACCGAUUGAUGAACAAUUUCUUCAGCGUUUUUCGACACACAUCAUGCCAGGUUUUGUCUCGAAGGGCGGCGAUCGAAAUCACCCCCCUUCAAAGGGACGCUUUGCCUUACGUUCCGAAUCGAUAGGGUAUGCCUGA